Pantherophis guttatus is the source of this 8662-nucleotide messenger RNA. NCBI's taxonomy places the organism in Eukaryota, Metazoa, Chordata, Lepidosauria, Squamata, Colubridae. The record is from RefSeq and is a predicted model, not a curated record.
UGGGAUAUAGUCUUUUUUGCCCAGUCUCUGAUCUUCUAUAAGUCCUCCAGGUUCAGCACUCUAUCGUAUUCUUGCUGCCAAACUGUCCACCACUGGGCAGGCUAUUCCUCCGUCAAGUCACUCUAAUGGCUGAGCUUCCUGUUCAGUGCAAAAAAGAAAGCCAAACUCGAUCCACCCAAUUUCAGCCUCCGCUGGGUCUGCUUGUGUUCACAGUAAAAAAAGGAAAUAAGUGCUGGUCUUAAAUUUUCUCACCGAUCCUCUCUGGCACGCACACUGUCAGUACAAUUUUCUUUCUUAUUUCGAUGCCGGCUUGUCGGGCUCUCUCUCUGCCGGAAUACACAGGAAGCUUUCAAUCGCCGCUUUUCUCAUCUGUAAGGCUCUCCCGCCCGAUUUCGCCGACCCCUUUCCUGAUGUCCUCUCUCCUCAAUGCAGAAAAGGUGUGUAUCGAUCCACACUGCAGCAUCCGAUCUCCCUUGCUUCCAUCUGGUUGCUGGUUACCACAGCUUCGCGUCAGCCAUUAGUUUGGCCGACUCACGCGUGCUGGGUUAGACAGAGCCGCCCGGUCUUGCGAUCAGCGUUUUGCGCCCGCUUUCACGCUCACCCGGCUCGCUCUCUCGUCCGUGGGGCUCUCCGGGCUCCACGCCCCUCAGGGGGUCCCCAAAACACGGUGACUGAUGGUAUUGAGGAGCAGCAGUUACUCACUCAACGCCAUAUCGCCGCGGGUCACCAACCGGAAGUCGUUUCUUUUACUUUCUUAUCUCCUGGAUUAGAUAUAAGUAAUUGUUCUUUCUUUUUUAUUUCUUCCUCUAUCUCUUUACGCUUCUUCUGUUGUUUUAGUCUAUAUUUAUUAUUCAUAUGUAUUAAGAUACCCCUCAUAUAAGCCUUACUAGCAUCCCAAACCAUUUCCAUAGGAGUACUCUUAUUCAUGUUAAUAACAAAAAAUUCUCUCAUUUGUUUUUUAAGCUCCUUUACAUUUUCUUCAUAUCUAAAUAAGUUUUCAUUCAACCUCCAAGACCUCCUUUCUCCCCUCUCCUGUUCCAAUUCAAUCCAGACCGGACUAUGAUCAGUUAAAAUUCUUGGACAUAUCUUCGUCUUCUUCACCCUGGAAAUAAAAUCAUUUGUGAUUAGUAUAAAAUCAAUCCUGGAGAAGGAUUGAUGUCUAUCAGGAAAAAAAGUAAAAUCUUUUUCCUCCAGGUUACGUUCUCUCCAGAUAUCUCUCAACUCUGUAUCUUCCAUCAUAUCAAAAAAAGAUUUAGGUAGUUUUGCACGUGCUGAAGUCUUUGAUAAGCUUUUUUUAUCUUUCUGCGUAUCAAUUACUCCAUUCCAAUCACCCAUUAGUAUAAAAGAUUUAUAGUCCCACUGUAUUAUUUUAGUAUGUAAAAAUUUAUAAAACUUGUCUUGUUGCUGGUUAGGGGCAUAUAUUCCAAUAAGAAGCAUUUUUCCAGACUGUGUCAAUAAUUCAAUUGCAAUAUAUCUUCCUUGAUCAUCUGCCUCAAUUAGAUUAGCUGAUAGUCCUUUCCUUACAUAUAUGACUAGUCCGUUUUUCUUCUCUGGCGCUGAUGCCACAAAAUUUGUACCUAACCUUGAAUUUAUCAAAUAUUUUUGGUCUGAUAAUAUGUGUUUCUUGUAAGCAAAUAACAUCAUCGUUGAAUUGUUUCAAGUAGUGAAAUACUUUCUUUCUUUUUUGUGGUGAAUUUAAGCCAUUGACAUUCCAAGAUAGGAAUUUAGUUGCCAUCUUUGGCCCUUCGAAGCCUUGUGAGCAUCAGCUGAAGCUCCUCCUCCACCUUACUCUUCGGCCUAGCUCCCCCCACUGCUUCUGUUUUUUGGACUUCUUGAGGUGAAUCUUGAGUUUGUUGCCCUUUUGGUUGUUGUUGUUGCAAUUUAUAAGUUGAUCGGGUCAGUCGUUGUGCUUUCGGCUCUCCCUUCUUAGGUGGUUCCAAAGUUGGGGGUAAACCCCCAAGAUCCAAAUCUUCUUCCAUAAUAAUUCCUCCAGCUGCAGCUUCAGCGUAGGUUUGUAUCUGUUUUCCAUCUUUUUCUUGUUGUAACAUCUCCAUUUUCUUUCUUUCUUUCCCCCCCCACCCCCCGGUGAGGGUGGGUAUCCAGCCUGUAACACAUUUACAUAAAAAUCUUUUGACUUCCAAACUGUGUUUAACCGGUAUCUUUCUCCUUUAUAAGUCACUAUUAGACCAGUUGGAACGUCCCAUCUGUAUGCCACUUGUUGAUUUCUCAGCUCAUUUACCAGAAAGCCAAAGUCUUUCCUGCUUCUCAGCAUCUUUGGAGGAAUCUCUUUCAAAACCACCACCUCCUGCCCAGCCACCUGAACUUUAUUCUUGUAAGAAGCUUGUAGAAUUUCAUUUCUGAUCCUCCUAGUUGUGAAAUAAAUCACCACAUCUCGUGGCAGCUGUCUUUGUUUUGCCAACCAGGAAUUAACCCUGUAAAUUUUAUCAAUUUGAAUUGCCACAUCUUCUGGUCUUUCUUUAAUUAUCUCCGCCAUAGCAUCAGCACAAAUGUCUUUUAAAUUUUCUUUACUAUUUUCCUUCAGGCCUCUCAAUCUCAAAGCAAACUCCAUAGAUCAGUAUUGUAACAUUACCAAUUCAUCAUCCACUUUCUCUGUUCUAGUCAUGACAUCACCCAUUUUGCUUUCCAAAUUUAAGUUGGCUUCAUUAAUUUCUUCAACUUUCCCAUCAAGCUGAAUAACAAAAUUUGAGAGUCCUGAUACAGCAAAAACAAUAUCCUCUCUUAUUUUAUCGUGUUCAUCUGCAACUGCUCCCUUGAUCGAACUUAUGUCUUCCUCAAUUUUCUUAAAUUUCCCUUCAACAAGUAAUGUUAAAUUGUUCAUUGCUUCUCUCAUUGCUGUUGCUUGAUUGUUCAUGGCUUCUUUCAUUUCUUCCUUAAAAUCAUUAAGUGCUGCAUCUUGACUCUGGGUCUGGCUCUGUGUAUCAGCCGGAAGUUGUGCUUUCUGUGUCACCACUGACACAACUGGAGAGCCUCCCCCUCCUUUAACAACUCCUGGUUUCACUUGUCUAGAAGCCAUUUUUUUCCUUCCCCCUCCUCUUUUCUUUAAAAGGAACAAAGUCUUUGAAGAUGUUAAUUUAUAGUCUCUAAAUUGCCAGACAAAGUAGUUUUUUUCCCCUUUAUUCUCUUCCCUCCACACUCUCAGUUCCCAGCAGUUAAUAGGCAGCUAAUCCACUCUCCCAGCGCAAAGUUCUCAAGCACUUUCGUUUCAGGCUUUCACUUUCAAAGCCCUGACAAAGACGCAAUCUUCCGCCUCUAGCUCAAGAUUCAAAUUGAAACAAAGUAACUUUGGAGUUAAGCUCUGUAUUUUUAAGGCUUGUUCUCUUGUUUUCCACUCUGCCUGCGCUUGGGAUCAAUCAAACUCACUUUUUAAAAGCAGGAUCGGAUCGCGGCUUCUCGCCCUGCUUUUGCAGGGUCGUCCUGGCUCCGGAGCUUCUUGGCAGGCUGACUGAGGAGCUCUCACCCUCUAAGCCUCUGGAAAUGAUCCAGAGGACUUUCGGGGGGCUCUACUCCCGCCCACCGGCUCUCCUCUCCUUCUUUUCCCGAAGGAGAGUUUUUCAGCCGCUAGACAGCCGAUUUGCACUGUCAAAGCGGCUUUUAUGGAGACGCAGGGCUGGCAGUCAUAAAUGACCGUCCACGGAGCCUGCGGUGCCAACCGAAAGUCUAUUUUCUUGUUUAAAUAUAUAUAUAAUUAAAUCAUACACACGUGUGUGUGUGUGUGUGUGAUUUAGUGCUAAGACUUGAUUUCAUAGCACAAAAAGAUUUAAAAACCUCAUAAAAAAGAGGAAGAAAUAAAUAUCCAUUAAAUUCUUUUUCCAAACGUAUUCAAUCAAUAAGGUAAUUAUGUAAAAAGAAGAAGAGAAAAUGCAUGAAACUAUGUAGCUGUUAGUGCAGCUGAAGUCCUUUGUCCUUUUUAAGUCUUCAUAUCUGGCACAAACCAAGGUCCCCGUCAGCGCCCCUUCUAGAAAGAAAGGAGGCUGUCCUGUGCAGAACUGAGGCCGGUGCCUUCUGACAAUCAAGAGUCCUCACCCUCCCCGCCCAUCUGGUUGUGAGCAUUGCGCCAGCCGGGCAACUCGACUGGCCAGGCAGCUUCAGGACUCCAAAGAGGCCGCCUCCAAACCCCUGGAGUCCCACGGAGCGUGUGUGUCCGAGACCAGCCUUGCGGGGGCUGCUGCUUGCCCUCCCUGGCUGUGGGGCCUAGCACUCCCUGACUGUGCCCCCUGCUUGGGAUAGCCCCAGCCGUGCCAGAUGGGUUGCCCUUCACUCCCUGGAGCUUGCUGCUGGCACCCAGCUCGGCCUCCAGGAUCUCGAGCACCCCUCCUCAAAGGAGCCCGCUGGUGGGGCACGAAAUAAAGCCAGGUCAUGGCACAUGCUUGAAAGUAAAUCAAGAAGCCUGUAAUUGUGGAAGAACAAAGAAUGCUUAUUUACAGGAAAUAUGCACGUGUAAAUCUUGUAACAAUUCUGGGUAGUUAGAAAGCUGAUAAAAGUAACAAGAGUUAGACAACUCAGCUAAAAGGUAGGAAUAGUGAUGGCCUGCAGCAAAUAAAAUGUGUAUUAGAUAACUCCUGGGGCAUUCAUUAGCCAAGGCUUAGGAAUAGGGACAGCUAGAGACCAAUAGAACAAAUUGUAGAAUUAUUACUAAAAUGUUUAUUAGAUGAUAUUUUGUAUUAUCCCGCCUUCUUUAGUGAAAAUGUAUAACGCUUUCUUAAUCCUUUGUUCUUGGCUCUCUUGGCAUUUUGGUCAGGAACCCUUUUCUUUGGGGUAUCCCAAUAAAAAGCAAUCAAAAUCUGCACCUUGUGUCUGGCGUCCUUCAUUGGCUUUGGCACCAGGCUCAAACACGAAUCGGAGACAACAGCCACAACGCCCACUCCGCCAUCGCCUCCUGAGUCUGUUGGAGGGCAGGAGGGCGCUCCCACAAGGCUUGAUGACCUUGGUUCUGUGGCAUGGAUAGUCUGGUGCUGGGAAGCAUCGGGGCGGCCAAAGGAGAAGCCAGAGACUGCUGCAGUCACCUCCAGCAGAGCCACAGGCGAGAGCCGGAGGAAAGAGCGGGGCUUCCCUGGCUGCGGGACAGCCCUCCCCUCUGCCGCCCACCUGAAGCGGAGGCCGAUCUCCUCCGCUGUGAACGCACCAAGAUUGCCUAGUGCCCACAAGUUCUGGAGGCAAGUCGUUCCACUGGUUAAUUGUUCUCACUGUCAGGACAUUUCUCCUUAGUUCUAGGUUGCUUCUCUUCUUGAUCAGUUAAUGCCACGGUGUCGAAAGACAGACGCUGGGUGCUCAUCUCCUACCUGAAAGUUUCUGGGAUACCUCUUAAUGUUUUCUUUCCCAAGUACAGGAAGUCCUUGGUUUUUGGCCCAUCUGUCUCUUUCACUGGGCAAAUCAUGGCUUUUUCCAGAAUUAGCUGGGCAUCUGAUUCUCUCUCAGUAGAAAUAUUGCUGUUUCCUCACUAGGUGGGGAGCCUAAAGUUUUUUUCUGAAAUCUCGGUCUCAGAUACCACCACCCAGAUUCCCUUUACAAUCAAGCUGGACUUGAGGUCAGCUUGGACAUGCCCAGCUAUGUCAGUGAUCUACAGAUCCAGAGAUCUAGCCCAAUUGCUCCUCGAGUACCCAAGAUGGAAAUUUGGCAAGACCAAAGUGAGGACUUCAGGGAUGUUCAAAUCCUUUCCAAAGAGACUCUGCCUCUCCCAGCCUUUUAAACUUUUCCAGAGGCUCCAUCAGUAGGGUGGGCUUGUCAUUAGCCUCUUCGAGGAAUGUGAACGGCCCACACAUCACCAUUGUUUAAUACCAAAAGGUGAUAAAUUUAUCUAUGGAGAUUCUCAUUCAUCCGGUCAUGGUUGUCCCAAAGGUGCUUUUUCAACUGGACUUUCUGGUCUUUCUUUGAAGACGUUUCACUUCUCAUUCAAGAAGCUUCUUCAACUGUCCCUGUGUCUAAUUGUUUUGGGAUGCACUGCCUUAUAGCGGCGUCCUGAGGGGAGAAGUUGAAACAGUUUUAUGUUCAGGAUGUGUAGGUCUUAGCCCUCCUUCUGACCUGUGCAAUAUAUAGGUCUUCGGUGGAAGGUAGGCUGGUUGCCAUGGUGGCGCAGGGGUUGGAAUGCAGUAUUGCAAGCUGACUCUGCUCACUGCCAGCAGUUUGAUUCUUGCUGGCUCGAGGUUGACUCAGCCUUCCAUCCUUCCGAGAUUGGUAAAAUGAGGACCCAGAGUGUCGGAGGCAACAUACUGACUCUGUAAAACCACUUAGAGAGGGCUAUAAAUCAGUAUAUAAAUCUUAAGUGCUGUUGCUAUUGUUCUUUUCACAGUCUUGACUAUCUGUUGGAGUCUGUAUUUGUUCUAUUUGGUUGUUGUACCAAAUGAGACAGUUAGACAUUUAUUUAAAAGCCAAAGUGUACACAUCCAGCCCACCUUUCUCUUCUCCACUGUUGUUUCUUUGUCUUAAUCUCUUUCUUAUAUAUUUUGAUCCCUUUGGUUUGUUGUAAAGCAUCUCUUUGCAACAUGUACUUUUAAAUUGCUUUAGAAGGGAAUUCAGUGGAGAUAAACAGCUAGCUCAAACUGGCAGAUUGAGGGUCAAGCAAGAUAUACCAUUUUACACUGAGACUACAUUGGAUUAGUUUAUUUUGUUUGUAUAUAAAUGUCUGUGUUAAUCUGAAAGAAAGAUGAAAACUGUUCACUGAGAUUGGUCAUUGGAAUUCUGUGGUUUGUCAGUUGAGGAGUGACAGUUGGAAUGCUCAGCGACUGUUGAAAACAGACGUUUUGGAGAAGAAUAGAAGAGAUGCUGGUCAUUUGGCAUUGGAGACUGUGAGAGACAGCUGCAACUAUCUGUCCGUGAUCACCAAUUGAGGAGAUAUCACUUUUUAUUUCAAAUAUAAUUCCAGUGCUAUUGGCAAACUUACAGUCACCAACAUAGUUCAUAGUCUAAGAUAUUUGCAAAUGAGGAGUAAUGAAGACCUUCUGGAUCCAAGUUCGAAGUUCAUUUACAUGUCCAAUAAAUCACUUAAUGGGCAAGUACCAAGUGAAACAGAAUCCAUGAUUACAAAAUGGUCAGUCUGGAUUAAUAGGGCCCAGUUUGGUGGUUAUUUGCUUAGUAUUUUAGGAUGGAUCCUGUGUAUUACCUCAACAGCCACCGAUCACUGGAGAUUAUGGCAUGUUAAAAGUAAGGACAACUUGUAUCCUGGCUUGUUAUGGAUCGGAAUCUGGAGAGCCUGUUAUCUGCACAGCACUCAUCCAGAAAACAGAUACAUCCACUGUGAGGAAUUCACUGAAGACCUGAAGAUGCUGCCCACCGAAAUUUUUCUGGCUCAAGAUCUGUUGAGUUUGUGUUGCAUUGUGGGAGCCGUGGGGAUAACUUUCAUGAGCUUUGCCUUGUGGAAUGUUGUCAGAGCCAUAACACACAAAACUUUUUUGCUCACUCUUUUUAACGUUGGAGGCCUUAUGAACUUCCUAACAGGAAUCAUAAUCUUAAUUCCUAUUUCCUGGAACAGUUAUUCCAUCUUGAUAAAUGCAGACAUUAUGUUUCCUGAGGAUUUCCAUAUGCCUACUUCUCCACUGUACCAGGAGAUUGGAGCUGCUAUUUAUAUUGGCUAUAUUGCUGCAGUUUUAUUAUUGGUGAGUGGUGUUAUGAUCAUGUGUAAUAAACGUGUUUUUCAAAACCGUCAAGGAAGUCAUAUUUUAUUCCCAGCAGCAACUGACAUUUCUAGAAAUACUGGUUCUUCUGGGACAAUCGAUCAACGACAAAAAGAGGAGCCUGAGCCCCGGGAUGAUGUGGUAACAUCUGUGCAUCGCACAGAUAUAAAGAAAGAGUCUGUACAAUCAGUGCAACAGCAACUGCUUGAGGAUGCUAAGGAGGUCCCCAUUGUAUUAGUUACUCCAUAUGUGGUCGAAUCCCAGGUUGAAGGGGAGGAGGAGGCAGUUAAGAGGUUGGACAGCAGGGAAUCACGUCCAAGGAGGAAGCAUCACCGACCAGAAUAGGAAAGCCUUUUCUGCUGGUGCCCAAGAUCUAUCUAUCUAUCUAUCUAUCUAUCUAUCUAUCUAUCUAUCUAUCUAUCUAUCUAUCUAUCUAUCUAUCUAUCUAUCUAUCUGAUAUCUAUCAUCUCUCUCUCUCUCUCUCUCUUCCGGUAUUCCCCCCCACUUUCUAUAUUUCUCUCUCUCCCUCUCUCAUCUAUCUAAAGUAACUGCUUUGGCUUAUUCCCAGACUUGAUUUGGUUCCUUGCACCUGAUGCCAUGCCAAGAACAUUACCAUUACAAGGGUCGAGGUCUUGAGCUGCUCAAACAGAUGAAGCCCCCUCCCUAUCUUUCUUUCUGACUCACAGCCUCAGAGCCCUGCUGUUCAACUCAUCCCAUCUGUCUAUCUCACCCCAAAUACACCAAAUGAGAAAAAAUGCCAUUGAACAAUAUUGUAUAGUAAACAAUAUUUUUAAACAAUUGUAAUAUAUUCUAAACAAUAUAUUUAAAUUUUCUUUAAAUGGUAUAUUAUUGUUAUGAUGCUAUAUAUUGUAGAACAUUGGUUUUUAUAUUCUAUUGACAAAUACUACUGAAUUUAUUUUGGACAUUUUCUAUUUUAUUAUUGUUUAUUUACUGUAUUGUAUUUUGGUUCCACUUUUCAUUGUACAGUUACAAAAUAAUUCAUUUCCUACUGAAAAUAAAUAUUAUUAAUAGUA